This is a messenger RNA of Momordica charantia (bitter melon), 1131 nucleotides long. Its product is annotated as Vacuolar protein sorting 55 (VPS55) family protein. Gene Ontology annotation, biological process: late endosome to vacuole transport via multivesicular body sorting pathway. Gene Ontology annotation, cellular component: endosome. Lineage: Eukaryota; Viridiplantae; Streptophyta; Magnoliopsida; Cucurbitales; Cucurbitaceae. The record is from RefSeq and is a predicted model, not a curated record.
CUCAUCCAACGGAACGGACCGACCCACAAAGGGUAGCAGUUGAAGUUGAAACUUUUUUCCAAAUGGAAUUUUCCCAGCGAGGGAUACGCUUACGCUUGAAGUAAGCAGAUCAAUGGAAGGGCGCACCUGAAUUCUCCGAUUAUUUUCACUCCACCUCUUCCCAAACGGCCGAUUCCGGACCAGUUUGAAAUACUUGUUCCUAGUAAUCGUUUUCAGAGCCUUUCGAUUUCGUUGGAGACGAAGUGGUUAAUUUCGUCGCUGUCUGCUCUUUUUGACGGAAAGUAGCUGUUUUCCUUAAUGAAGUGAGGAGAGCUACCUGAUGGCAGACCUGGGAUACUGCUGGCACAUGAGCAAACUUGUAACACUAGGAGUCUUGGUUUCUGGAGGGAUUGUAUUGCAGUUUUUGGCAUGUGUUUUGUACARUAACUGGUGGCCAUUGCUUAGUGUGAUUAUGUACAUUCUUCUCCCAAUGCCUUUGCUGUUUUUCGCUGGCUCCGAUACUUCCUCACUAUCUUCUGAAUCUGGAGACAGCUGGGUGAAUGCGACUAAAUUUUUAACUGGAGCUUCAACGGUUGGAAGCAUUGCAAUACCUGUAAUUUUGAAGCAUGCUAAUAUUAUCGGCUGGGGAGCACUUGCACUGGAUCUCUCGUCCCUUUUAGUCUUUGUGGUGGCCAUUUUGUGUUAUCUAUGGAUGAGUAAUGAAGAUGACUACAAUACACUCUGAGACGUAUAUCCCUCGAAGUACCCAUGUAGAAGAAACCGUUUUUAAAACCCUCAGACACUUCCAUAAUCAGUUCUACGUACACCAAUGUGUUUGAAGUGUGAACUACUUCAACAAGUCAACGUGAUCCAACAUUCAAUGUUCGUCAAUGUCUAUAAUCAUCGUCAAGUAUUCUUAUUGCCUCCAUCUCUGCUAGAAUUAAAAUCAUACAGUUCUAAUUACCUCCCUUCUGAAUUUAAAUUUUCCUUCUGCUUUUGUGUAGAUCCAACUUUUUGUCUAUUCAAUAGGAUAUGUAUGUAAUGCGAAAGAGGGUGGAUAGAGACAUGUCGAAUGUAUUACUAUUGGAUGCAAGUUCAAAUUUGUAUGCUCUUAAUAACCAUUCAAUAGAAGUAUGAAAUUCAGUUUAUAGA